GACAUCCACUGUUUGCCACUGGUGUUUAAGAGAGGAUGUUUCCAAGUGAGGACUUUGACAUUAGGAUCUUGCUGUCUUUUAGGAUCUUGUCCUUUAUAGCUUUUAUGCCAUGGAAGCAGAGUGGACUUACUUUUCUGGAACUGGAGCUAAACGAGCCUGUCUGAUUCAGGAUUUGGAAGAAAGGGAAGGGCUGAAGCACCUCUCUACUUGCCUUUCUUAGCUCCUCAGCCCUGCUGCACUGGUGAGAUGCAACAGCAGUUCUUAUGUUGGAGGGGCUGCUCCCUUCAGCACUCUCUGGAUAAAAUAUGCCUCAGGGUGUAUGGACUGGCUGCAAAGGGGAUAGCAUAUUUCACCCACUGGUUCAGCAGUGGGCACAUUUGUCAGCAAAGUCCAGGGGAGUUCCGCAGUAUUUUUACUGCAUAAGUAGCAGCCCGGAUUCAGCCUGCAGUUAGCUGGGAACCUGGGCAGCAGCACAGGCACUUCCCCUUUCAUGUGACUCCAAGCACGUGUCACACACUGAUAGGGGUUAGAGUUGCCUUCAUCCUAGCCUUCACUCCCUCCCUCUCCUGCCCCAGUGAAUUCACCGGUAUUGUUCAUGGCACUCCACAUCAGUUAGUGGAUGGAGACCAUGCUUAGUCAUCGUGUGGAAGAAAAAUAAAUCUGUUGAAUUUACAGUUGCAGUAGUUACCCUACUGCAGUCUGUGGCAGCUCCAGUGUUGGAGGCUUUAAGAGCUCUUAGAGGAGCAUUUGUCAGAGAUCAUCACCUCUGAGCAGGAUGGCUGGCACUUUCUGUCGUCUCCUUGCUGGCCGUACGACUGCUGCGCUCUUCGCAGCGGCUGGCACGGGGGUGCUCACCACCGGGUACCUCCUCAACCAGCAAAAUUUGAAGGCUGCUGUUCAAGAGAAGCGGAAGCUUUUCCCUCCCAGCGCCGACUAUCCGGAUCUUCGCAAACACAACAACUGCAUGGCUGAGUGCCUCACUCCAGCCAUUUAUGCUAAGCUAAGGGACAAGAUGACUCCCAAUGGCUACACCCUGGACCAGUGCAUCCAAACCGGGGUGGACAAUCCUGGCCAUCCUUUCAUUAAAACUGUGGGCAUGGUGGCAGGUGAUGAAGAAUCCUACGAGGUGUUUGCUGAGAUUUUUGAUCCUGUCAUUAAAGCGAGACAUAAUGGCUAUGAUCCACGCACAAUGAAGCAUCACACUGACCUGGAUGCAUCCAAGAUCACCCAUGGUCAGUUUGAUGAGCGCUAUGUCCUCUCAUCACGUGUGCGCACUGGACGUAGCAUCCGUGGCCUCAGCCUUCCUCCUGCCUGCACCAGGGCAGAGAGGAGAGAGGUGGAAAAUGUUGUGGUCACCGCCCUCGCUGGGCUGAAAGGAGACCUUUCUGGAAAGUACUACAGCUUGACCAACAUGUCGGAGAGGGAUCAGCAGCAGCUUAUUGAUGAUCAUUUUCUCUUUGACAAGCCAGUGUCUCCUUUGCUAACAUGUGCUGGGAUGGCUCGUGACUGGCCAGAUGCCAGAGGAAUCUGGCAUAACAAUGACAAGACAUUUCUCAUCUGGAUUAAUGAAGAGGACCACACCAGGGUGAUCUCCAUGGAGAAGGGUGGCAACAUGAAACGGGUGUUUGAAAGAUUUUGCCGUGGCUUAAAAGAGGUUGAAAGAUUAAUUAAAGAGAGGGGCUGGGAGUUCAUGUGGAAUGAACGCCUCGGGUAUGUUCUGACUUGUCCUUCCAACCUGGGAACUGGUUUACGCGCUGGAGUCCAUGUUAAGCUGCCCAAGCUUAGCAAGGAUCCUAGGUUUCCAAAAAUCCUGGAGAACCUGAGGCUGCAAAAGCGUGGCACUGGUGGAGUGGACACGGCAGCUGUAGCAGAUGUGUACGAUAUCUCCAACCUGGACCGCAUGGGUCGCUCAGAGGUGGAACUAGUCCAGAUUGUCAUUGAUGGGGUCAAUUAUCUUGUUGACUGUGAGAAGAAACUGGAAAGAGGCCAGGACAUCAAAGUGCCACCACCAUUGCCACAGUUUGGCAGGAAGUGAUCUGGCUGAUGAUGACUGGUAAUUGACGGUAGAUUUGGCUGUCCUUCUGACAGUCACACACUUCAGUAUACCUCUGUAUACAUGUUCUGUGUAAUAAACACUACCUGAUACCUAAUGUUUCUUUA
Anas platyrhynchos (mallard) is the source of this 2160-nucleotide messenger RNA. It is a transcript of the gene CKMT2, whose product is annotated as creatine kinase, mitochondrial 2. Gene Ontology annotation, molecular function: creatine kinase activity. Gene Ontology annotation, biological process: phosphocreatine biosynthetic process. Lineage: Eukaryota; Metazoa; Chordata; Aves; Anseriformes; Anatidae. The record is from RefSeq and is a predicted model, not a curated record. Gene Ontology annotation, cellular component: mitochondrion.